ACUUUAGCUAAUUUUACGUUAAAUCCCAUGUAAUCUGUGUAUAUCAUUUCAUUUGAAAAUGAAGCAACGUUAUUACUGUUGUUUUAAGUUAUGGUUCUUGUGGUGUCGCAUCAUAAAAUUAUUGAUUAAUUUAAUGCUCAUCAAACCUAGAGAAACGGCUCUGCUAACUAGAACGGCGUUAACCUCAUAGACAUUAAUACGCUUUAUGUCUAUUUUUACUUGCGUUAAAAAUGAAUGUGGACAACAACAAAAGAAGAACUUUCUGUAGCACAUCGUGUGAUAAAAUAAUAAAAAUUAAAUUAUUUCAUGUUUCUUCUGUGUUAUUAUUAUUAUUAUUUUUUAUUACUGACGUUGUUUUCUGACAUUGAAUGCAGGUUAUUCAUUAUAUUAUUGUAAUUAAUUCUAUAAACAUAUGUAUGAAUUUAAUUCUGAUCAUUUUGGUCAACUCUUAAAUACAAACAUAUGAUAUAAAAAUGUAAUUUGAACGUUAUUGCUCUACACCCCAAGGAAGACAUUUUUGAUAUUUUAACAUAAAUGAACGUCUUUAGAACUAAAACAAUAUUGUCCAUGACAGCAAGUUGCGACUGGAGAUGAGUGUCUAGUUCAGAGUGUUACUCGAUUUUUAGGGCACAUUAAGACAAAUUCAUAAAAUUCAGUGCAUGAGUGUAUAAAUAGAACAGUAUCUCGAUUCCCCACACGGUGGCGGUGUUGUACCACAGGCAAACGGUCAAACCAAUAGCGGACGUGACGUAUUCUCCUUUCCUGUGUUGGUUCAAACACUGCAGCGCGGACCAGUCGCUUAUUUUAUGCCGUGUAUCUGGGUGUAAUGGAGUUUGACGGCGAUCUCAUAGUAGAGCGAAUCGACGAUUUAAAGACGGCUACGCCAUUAGAACAUUUAAUGACUCUUCACUGUGCGCAGUGUAACGCGGUUCUGGCGGACUCUUUGGGGCUGUGCGGAGAGCUGACAUGCAUCGACUCCGUCAUGUGCAUGCGAGUGACCAAUGACGUGGUUGUGAGUGGCGCUCUGGAGUCAGUUCACAAAGGGGAAAUGGCUGACUGCAUUUGCUCCAAUCUAAAAUGCCGUUUGUGCAACAGUGUCGUGGGGAAACGCAUCCACGCUGCUCCUGCGCAUCUGGCCGCUACUCGCUCCGUCUUUCUCCUGAGCAAAGCCAAAAUGAGCUGUUACAUUCUGGACAGCAGCUCAAUGGUGAAGGCGUCGUCUCUCUCGUUUGAGCUGGCGCCUCUUCAGGAAACUGUUGAUGAGGCAAGGCAGGAGGUUGAAGAACAGCUGGAUCUGAUGGGACACACCUGCAGCCAACUGGCUGACAUGAGUAUGAACGCCAGCAGUCGAAGCAGGAAGUGGUGUUUGUAAGAUGUUUGGAGUUUGUGCUUUGUGUGUGUGUGUGUGGACUUGUUCUGUCAAUGAUGCGCCAUCAUUCUGGAUGCUGUUAGGCUGCACAUGUUCCGUGUUCAUUUUUUUGUUGUUAAAGCUGAUAAUGAACCUUUUUUUUUUAUUAAUUUUUCACUCAAGUUCUGCUACACUUAUUUGUACAUUAUAUAUAUAUAUUUUUUACAAUAAAUUUGAGUUUGAUAUCCUUAUUUCUUUGUCAAAUAUUACGUAGUUAGUAGUAAUACGUUUGAAACCCCCUCACAUUAAGAUUUUUUUUAUUUAUUUUUUAUUUCAAAAGCAUAACCUCACCGUAAGGGCAUAAAAAAAAGUUCGACCUUUAUUUAAAUACAGCAAGGGCGAAAGGAAUAACAGGUGAAAAGGAGGGGAAAAAAAAACUUUUAAGAAGCUUGCAGGGACCUUUGUAAGAGAAACAGCAUCACAGGCAUUGGGCAUGUGGUGCUUUUCCAUUUGUUUCAACCUAGGAAAUUAUGUUUUAAAAAAAAUAUCUCCACCAAUCCCUUUACUGUCAAUGUAAUAAACACUAUAAACUUCAGUUUCAAAAUGUACUCACUGUUGGACAACAGCAGCAGAAAGUGGCCUCUUAAGGUCCCCAUAGCAACUAUUAUCUGCCCUAUUAAAACCUAGACGCAUGAUGAUUGCUAAACCUUUUUGAGUGCAUAGGCCAUUUGAAAAAUCAAAUGUACUUCCUUUAACUCGGCCAGUAAAAAUUGGGAAUGAGCUGGAGAUGGGAGCCAGGAAUUUGGGCCAUUCUGGGAGCUCUGCAAGGGGAAUAUUCAAAAAGUUUGAACAAUAAAGGUUGGAUUUUUAAUUUUUUUUAAGUCUGGGUCGCAAAGUAAAUGUUAGCAUUAAAUAUGGAUACAAACGUUCAGCCUUAGUUUAUGAAUCUGAUUGAAUGACUAAAUAAAAAUUCCUUGAUAUAAUAACAUUUUAGAAAUACAACUUAGAGUACUUUUUCGGCUUUAACUCCGUGUCUCAAAUAUGUUUUGCUGCUCAUUAUCAAAGCGUAAAGGAAACGACACAAUUCAAUUGGCACCAUGCUGCUGUUUAUUGCUUAAAUUUUUCUGAUACAGAUUUCUUUCUUUCUUUCUUUUUAUUUUAAUUCAUUUAUUACAAAACCAGACAAGAGGCUCACACAUAUUAGGCAUGCCCGUUUCCUCCCUCUGGAGUGCAUAGUCGCUAUACAGCCCAUCAUCUCGGUGGGAAAGUUGAGCAACAAAGUAAUUUCAGGAAUCUCGCCAAAGCUUUCGUUAAGUUUUCCUCAUGGGAACAAGAACUGCAGAGCUGCACUGUAGUGGUACUGCCAGAUAGCAUGUGACACAACAGGAAAAACACAGAAACUGAUCAAUUCCUUCUUUUAGAGGUGUUUUUUUUCUAUAUAUAUAUAUAUAUAUAUAUAUAUAAAUCGCAGCUAAUCGAUAAAAUCGCAGCUAAUCAAUAAAACCGUCGGCGUUACCUUCAGUUGGAUUGGAAAAUCAUAAUACUUCCCCCCCCCACUCUCCCUAUAAUUACACUCAUUCACAUUACAAGGUUAGGUUAUUGCAUGCAAUACAAUUCAUUCGUUAUUCUGCUAAAUCAUGCAUAUAUAUAUAUUUUUUUUAAACCCACAAAUUCAUAUCACCUGGACGUCUACUUGCUCAUAAAUCGGGAUUAUAAAUCACCAGAAAGAACAUUACAGGGUUGCCUGAACACAGCAUUCAAGACGCGACGAUGGGCGGUGCAAGUCGGUACGUGGAGAGAAAGUGCUUUUUCACGCCGGCGUCGUUCGGCCGGUUCUUUGCAGCCGCGUUUAUUCUCAAGCCUGCAACUCGCAGACGAGGAGAGGGUCUUUGUGGAUGCUACAAGAGUUCAAAUUUAAAGCCUUUUCCGUGUUCAAUAACGACUAAAACUAAAUGCAAUGAGAUGUCAACACAAUCCUUUUAACACCAACUCCUGGAGCUAUAUUCAUGCAUUAUUUCAGGUUAUUGCUUCUA
This is a messenger RNA of Xiphophorus couchianus (Monterrey platyfish), 3381 nucleotides long. RefSeq names its product opa interacting protein 5 (gene oip5). Bases 827 to 1372 code for a protein of 181 amino acids. NCBI's taxonomy places the organism in Eukaryota, Metazoa, Chordata, Actinopteri, Cyprinodontiformes, Poeciliidae. Gene Ontology annotation, biological process: chromosome segregation; CENP-A containing chromatin assembly. The record is from RefSeq and is a predicted model, not a curated record. The transcript has 5 exons. Gene Ontology annotation, cellular component: chromatin; nucleus; chromosome, centromeric region.